Asterias rubens (European starfish) is the source of this 3383-nucleotide messenger RNA. RefSeq lists its product as uncharacterized. The record is from RefSeq and is a predicted model, not a curated record. NCBI's taxonomy places the organism in Eukaryota, Metazoa, Echinodermata, Asteroidea, Forcipulatida, Asteriidae. Gene Ontology annotation, molecular function: protein binding. Gene Ontology annotation, biological process: regulation of gene expression. Bases 82 to 1836 code for a protein of 584 amino acids. Gene Ontology annotation, cellular component: nucleus. The transcript has 7 exons.
CCAAAAGUGGUUUGUUUACGACGGUCAUUCAUCAUCGGAUUCCGGAAGAAAAACAAAACACAGUUUCGUCUUGUCAAAAACAUGGACGAUUCUGGCGAGUUGACUGAAAAUUGCCUUUAUCAGCUGAGAAGAAUUGGAGCAGCGGCAACAUGCAAAGGAAUCGAAGAUGUAUUUCUAUUAAAUAAACAGAAGCUUACGAUUGGUCGUCACAUCGCGAUGGUAGACGUCUACCUGAACUCAUCUAUCCACAAGCAACUCAUCUCAAGACAACAUGCUGUCGUGACGAGCGAAUAUCACAACAAUAGACAGAUGGUUUAUGUACAAGACAUGAGUACAAAUGGAACCUUCAUAAAUGACGUCAAGAUUGCAGGUAGAGUCAGAAUCAACGAAGGUGAUACGUUGACGUUUGGGCACACGUCUGGGGUCAAGCUCAUGCCUGGCAUGCUCAGCCGACAGAUACAUUCAGAAUUCAGAUUCGUGUUUGAAAAGGUCCUCUCAGAGAAUGCCAUACAAACCGAUGAACUCAAAGUGCCGUCAGUUUUCGUCUCACGCCAUCCAUUAACGACAACUUAUUCACUCCCAAGAGACCAACACUCCUCUCCUCCUGGUCUCGAUACAGCGGUACUUAGUGACAUUGCAGUUGUGCCGAAAUCCAAUUCUGAAAAUAGAAUUCACAUCUUCUCUACUCCGAGUCGUAUCCCAUCCCUUCAGCCAAACAGCAAUUUAGAGUCUUCAGCUUUGUCGACUCCCACUAACUUUGGAACGCCGCAAAGCCCGACUCCUCGUGAUCAUCAAACUCCUUCGACGAAAAGUAAACAAUCAACGAACUUUCAUUUGCAAUCAACAUCAAGCCUUCAUGUAUCACCAGAAAUGCCUCGUAUUCAAAGUAUGAACCCUUCAUUAAACUCUCUACCGGGAACUCAUUCCUCAAAACAUUUCACGACAACUCCUGCAGCCUCCUCAUUAAGAGGAGACAGAGCUCCUGGAGAAGCUACUGGAAAUUACAUCAGCAAAGAAGUCCGAAGUCCAGAGAGGAAAGACAAACAUGGUUUGAGAAGCAGCGAAGAAGACAAACGUACUGCAAGUAAUUUAGAUGAUGAGCUGUUUCGACUGACGUCAGUCGUCAGGGCCAAGGCAGAGCACUUUGAUUCGUCGGCCUCGGAGCAAGAAUUGGAUCCUUUGCCUCAAAGAUUCCAAUUUGGAAACACAAACUUUUUAGCGCCUAAGACAUCCAAGAAUUCAUCUCAGACACGCUGGACAAGUAGCACUCCAUGUCAAGGUGCUCAUUUCUCCGCCUCAUCAGACUUGCAUCCCUCUAGAUCAUCAUCUUCUGUUGUAUCCUCUCAAACACCGUUGAGGAGUACGCUCUCGUCUUUGGAUCAAGAGAAAGUUACUCGUACUAGUAGCCUUGCAGACUCAAUAUCUACUGAACCGCGGUCAACUUCUCCAAUUCAGACAUCCAAGAAGAAGAAAAGCAUCAAUGAUUCAGAGGAGAUACAAAGCAAGAAAAGAGGACCAUCCUCAAUAGAAACGGCCAAGAAGAAAGGCUCUAAGAAACAUCAUCAUAGGAGAUCAAAGACGAAGAUUCCACCCCCUGUAAAGCUUUCCCUCGGACCCCCUGCAAAGCUACCCAUCGGAGCACAAAAUGAAGCCCAGAUGCCGGAUGUGGAGUUUGAAGUGUGUGACUCGUAUGAUUGCUGCAGGCCAACAGACAACACGCUUGCAUGGGUACAAUGUGACAGCUGCGAUAGCUGGUAUCAUGUCACGUGUGUGGGCUGCGAUUAUGAUUCAGUCAGGAAAGAUUCAGCUUCGUUUCACUGUGGAUGUUCAAAGUAACGCGACUGCAAAAGUAACUCUGUCGGCAGAGUCCUGGGGCCAACUUCACAAAGAUAGUCCUAACUUAGGACUAGUAAUAACUUCGGACUUUUCCUAUCCCUUUACUCAAACUUCAGGCUAGUCCUAGCUCCCAAGUUAUAGGACGAGUUAUACUCGUCCCAACUUGAGAUAAGACUAGUCUUAACUCUUUGUGAAUUCCACCACUGACCUCGAGCAAGAAAAUUUAUGGCCAAAACCUGUAAGUCAUGAAGUUAUCAUGGAAAUAGAUUUUUAAAAGUUUCUUUUUUUUACGUAUUAAUUUUGUGUCUUGUUGUAAGCUAUGUGGAUAUUGUGUUACGUUGUGGGGAGUUUUCCCAGUUUUUUUUUACAUUUUUGUAAUUUUUGUUACACUUUUUAUUUUAAUAGGUUUUCAGGCUGUUCAAAUGGAGGACUAUAAAUAAAUGUUCAAUGCAAAACAAACAAAUCUGCAGACUGUAUACUUUGUAUCAAUGAACAAGUUUGCAGUUAGUCAGUGCAGCCUUCGCAUGGGAUGGAAUACCUUUUGUGCCUAAAUUUGACAUAAGGAAACCAUUCUACUAUUUUCAACCUGUGACCUCUCGAUACCGUACCACUGCUUUACCAUCUGAGAUCAUGUUUUAAUAAACCAAUCGUAAAUGAUGUCACAAGCCCAAAAUAGUCCCCUCACUGAGGUAUUAAUGCAGAGCUAUUUGGCCGAGAGUCAUGCACAGUGAGUACGAACAUGCCAUCAACAAUUACUCGACUCCUGUAUUUAAAUAUUAUUAGAAUUUCAGUUUAAUAGCUAUCAUACAAGAUCAAUUGAAUGGGUCGACGAGUCCUUUACAAUAUCAUACAUCUAGAAACAUUGUCUAAAUAAAAGUUGUUAUAUUCUAUACAAUAUAAUUGUUUACAUUAUGUACACGUGAGGUAAACUAGUCAACUGAUUUCAAAUUCAACAAAAACAUUUGCACAACAAAACGAACAAAAAUUCACGGCAACAUCUUUUCUAAGAACGCCUAAACACAAAAUGUGUAAAACAGGAAUGUGGUCUUGUACAAAGAAAAAGAUAACAUGUUGAACAAUCUCUUUAGAUAACGGUGUUGAAGUUCAUUUUGGAACUAGCUUGAUGUUUUGUUCAUGUAUAAAUCACGUGCUGGGUGGGUUUCGAUGACCCUUACAAAUUAAUGACCGCAACAAUUUCGAUGAGCUACGCAAAAACAAUUGAGGUCAGUUUGAAGAUCAAAAUGGUCGGUCGGCAAUGUUCAGUUGCUAAAACUGACAUUUACGUUCUACAUGAACAACCAAAAAUGGACAGGCUUGGAAUUUCCUUUAGACAUGCUACCUUCUAUGAGAAACUUUUGAAGGGGUAACAAGGCAAAAAACGAGCAAUACCAGGCCUCCUUGAUUGUUGUACAAAACCUCACUGAAUGCAAGAUGCAAAAGUUGGCAGCUCUUUGUUAAGUCCAGAACGAGUGUGGUAAAUUUGAAAUCGGUAUCCAAUGAACAAAAAACAAUCACUUCAACAAUAAACUGUUGGUGUCACAGAUUGA